Molecule: messenger RNA, 1858 nt
Organism: Ilex paraguariensis (yerba mate)
Lineage: Eukaryota; Viridiplantae; Streptophyta; Magnoliopsida; Aquifoliales; Aquifoliaceae
Source: the annotation of a GenBank genome assembly
GUUGUGUUGACCUUUCAAUCUGAAUUUUGGUCUCUGAAGGUUGACUUCUCAUUUCGAAAGAGGAGAUGGGGAAGUUGCUUGAGCAUGUACUGGUGUUUUGGAUCUCACAAACAAAACAAACGAAUUGGGCAUGCUGUCCUUGUUCCUGAAACUACAGCCUCAAGAGCAGAGGUUCCUGCAGCUGAAAAUCAAGUCCAAGCACCUUCCAUAGUACUUCCCUUCAUCGUUCCUCCAUCCUCUCCUGCAUCUUUCCUUCAGUCAGAACCUCCUUCUGCUACCCAAUCACCAGCUGGUUUACUCUCCUUCACCGCUAUAUCUGCCAGCAUGUACUCCCCUGGUGGGCCUGCCAACAUUUUUGCUAUUGGCCCUUAUGCCCAUGAGACGCAGUUAGUAUCACCACCAGUCUUCUCAACUUUCACCACCGAACCAUCAACGGCUCCCUUCACUCCUCCUCCUGAAUCUGUCCACUUGACUACACCCUCCUCUCCUGAGGUUCCCUUUGCUCGGCUUCUUGAUCCUAACAACCAAAAUGGUGAAGCUGGUCAUAGAUACCCUUUAACCCAGUAUGAAUUUCAAUCUUACCAGUUGUACCCUGGAAGCCCAGUUGGCCAUUUGAUCUCACCUGGCUCAGGCAUGUCUGUUUCAGGCACCUCGUCUCCUUUUCUCGACCGUGACUUUGCUCCUGGUCAUCCCCACUUCCUUGAGUUCCGAACUGGUGAGCCUCCCAAGCUCCUGAACCUUGACAAGCUGUCCACCCAUCAGUGGGGAUCACGCCAAGGAUCGGGUACUUUGACCCCAGAUGCUGUGGGACCUGCAUCUCAUGAUAGUUUCCUUCUGGAUCGUCAGAAUUCUGAUGUUGCUCCACUCACAAAUUCAUUCAACGGAUUGCGAAAUGAUGAAACUAUAAUUGAUCAUAGAGUUUCAUUUGAGAUAACUUCCGAAGAUGUAGUCAGAUGCGUGGAAAAGAAGGCGGCAGCAUUGCCUAAGGCUGUGUCAGCAUCUCUGGAGAAUGCAGAACAUGCUGCUAAAGGAGUUGAAAAUUUGAGUGGCAUGGCAAAUGGUCAAGAAUACCGUGCUGGAGAAACAUCGGACGAUGCAUCAGAGAAAGCUUCUACAGACGGCGAGGAUGGGCAGCGACAGAGAAAACAUCGGUCACUCACUCUUGGGUCUGUCAAAGAAUUCAAUUUUGACAACGUGGAUGGUGGAAACUCUGAUAAGCCUACUAAUAUUGGCCCGAACUGGUGGGCAAAUGAGAAGGCUCUUGGGCAGGAGGGUGUGCCAUCUAAGAACUGGUCCUUCUUCCCGAUGUUGCAGUCAGGGGUCAGCUAACUGCUAUGUGUCCAACUGGUGCUUUCACGCAACAUGAAGAGAUAUUGUGGGCUCGCUUGAAUGUUCGGAAGUCUGAACCCAGCCAUCAACGACUGUGUCAGAGAUCGUGAAACCAAACUGUACAGGUUAGUUGGUUUUGGGUGAAGAGAGUGUUUGCAGAACUGACCCAUAGGUGAAGUCUGCUUUUUUGAGACAAUUGUUGCUUAUUCCCAAAACUUAUAAACUACCACCAUCUUAAGUAUUACCAUUGCCUUUCCUUAGAAUGUAAUAGGAUAAUAAAUAGGAUAGUGGUAACAAUGAUGCUGUUGGACUGCUGAUCUUUUAGAUGAAUUGUUAUACUAGUGGAGGUAAGGUGGUUGUUCCCCACCCUGGCCUGAAAAAUUUGUGUUGUUCUCUAGUCCAGGAUAAAAGGAAGCCAAUUGGUGGUGGUGGUGUGUUUUUUUUUGGAAAAGGGGAGGGGGAGGGGGGGGAAGUGGAUUGUGUGGGUUUCAUUUUGCACUGUUGGUUUGAUAUAAUGCACGUAUUGGUG